AUGGAUAAAUCAUGGAUUAAGAAGCCACACACAUCGGAUGAAUAUGAACAAGGGAUAAAGGAAUUUAUUAAUUUUGCCUUUCGAGAUGAAUUAAAAAAUGGCGAAAUAAUAUGUCCUUGUAAACGUUGUGGAUACACCCUUUGGGUACAUCACGAAGAGUCCAUAGGAGAAACUAGUACUAUCUCACCUAUUAGUAUUUCUAAUAUAGUUCAAGACACAGUUGUCGUUGAUGAUCAAAUGCAAAACAUGAUUAAUGAUGCUUUUGGAGUCGAAGAUCAUGCAAAUGAAGUACCCAUUGAAUCAAAUACAGAGAAGGAGAAAAAUGCAAGUCAACAAAGGUAUGAAGAGGCCAAAGAGUACUAUGAAUUAAGUAGAGAAGGAGAAAAACCUUUGUAUGAAGGGUGUGUUAAAUAUUCAAGACUAUCUUUUUUGGUAAAGUUGUAUCACAUCAAAUGUUUAUGUGGAAUGACUAAUAAAGCCAUGACAAUGGUUUUAGAGUUAUUAAAAGAUGCAUUUGAAUUUGCAAAUAUACCAAAUUCAUUCUAUGAAGCCAAGAAAACAAUCACCAAGCUUGGUUUAAAUUAUGAAAAAAUCCCUGUUUGUCCGAAUAAUUGUAUGCUUUAUUGGGGUAAUAAGGAAGAUGAAGAAAGGGAGACCUGCAAAAUUUGUAACACUUCGAAAUGGAAAUCAAAAGCAAAAGUUGGUGCAGUUGGAGUGUCUGGUGACGGCAAUAAUCGAAAGAAAGUUCCUGCAAAAGUUCUUCAUUAUUUUCCAUUAAAACCAUGGUUACAAAGAUUAUUUUUGUCCUCAAAGUCGGCCGAGGAUAUGAGAUGGCAUGCAAAUGAUAGUAAGAAUGAUGGAAUGUUGAGGCAUCCUAGAGAUUCUGAAGCAUGGAAACAUUUUGACUUGACACACACUUGGUUUGCAUCAGACCCGCGAAAUGUGCGUCUUGCAUUAGCUAGUGAUGGUUUUAAUCCUUUUGGUAUGAUGAGUACAAAUUAUAGUAUUUGGCCAGUUAUUCUCAUUCCAUACAACACUCCUCCAUGGGUGUGCAUGAAACAUACAUCUUUUAUAAUGUCAAUGAUAAUUCCCGGUAAAAAAAUGCCAGGAAAUGAUAUUGAUGUCUAUUUACAACCUCUAGUAAAAGAAUUAAAGGAGUUAUGGACAACAGGUGUCGAUACAUACGAUUCUUUUAAAAAAGAGAUGUUCACAUUACAUGCAACUUUGAUGUGGACAAUUAGUGAUUUUCCGGGGAUGGGUACACUUUCUGGGUGGAACACUUACACUGGACUUGCUUGCCCAUCGUGUAACAUUGACUCUACUCCUCGUCGUCUUAAUCAUAGCAAAAAAUGGUGUUUUAUGGGUCAUCGUCGUUUUCUUGAUCAGAGACAUAGAUUUAGAUUGAACAAGGUUCGCUUUGAUGGUCAACAAGAUAUGCGUGGUCCACCUAAAAUGUUAUCUGGGCUUCAAAUUCUUGAACAGGUUCAAAAUAUUGAUGUCACAUUUGGUAGAAAGCCAGAUAAAGAAAGGUCGGGAAAAAGAAUACGUGGUGGACGACCUACACAAGGUGUCAAUCAACAAUGGAAAAAGAAAAGCAUAUUCUUUGAACUUCCAUAUUAG
Molecule: messenger RNA, 1620 nt
Organism: Cicer arietinum (chickpea)
Lineage: Eukaryota; Viridiplantae; Streptophyta; Magnoliopsida; Fabales; Fabaceae
Source: RefSeq, a predicted model, not a curated record